UCCCUCGACAAGCUGCCACCUGGCACGGUCAAGGCCAAGAUUGUGGUGACAGUGUGGAAAAGGGACACAGAGCCACCGGAGCUGCAGGAGGGCGGUGGGUACCUAAACCUGCUGCAGACGCGGGCGCCUGCGCACGUUUUCCGCCAGGAGCAGGGGGCCUUCAAGGCGCAGGUGAGCACCCUGCUGACCGUGCUGCCCCCGCCCGUGGUGCGAUGCCGCCAGCUCACCGUGUCCGGGAAGUACCUCACCGUGCUCAAAGUGCUCAACGGCUGGUCCCAGGAGGAGAUCUCGCUGUGGGAUGUGCAGAUCCUGCCCAACUUCAAUGCCAGUUACUUGCCCGUCAUGCCCGACGGCUCCGUGCUACUGGUCGAUGACCUCCAGGCACCUGAGAGGCCCCCUGAGGAUGCCAAGGAGGGCUUGGAGGUCCCGCUGGUGGCCGUGAUCCAGUGGUCGACGCCGAAACUGCCCUUCACCCGCAGCAUCUACACGCAUUACCGGCUGCCAAGCAUCCGCCUGGAGCGGCCGCGUUUCGUGAUGACAGCUGCCUGCGAUUCCCCCGUGCGAGCCCGGCAACGUUUCACCGUCACCUACACGCUGCUCAAUGACCUGCAGGAUUUCUUGGCCGUACGCCUUGUCUGGACGCCCGAGACUGCCACGGCCGGGAAGAAGCUCUCCGGGGAUGAACGUCGGGCCACCCAGGCGGCACUGGACGCCAUCGUGUGCCACACGCCGCUCAACAACCUGGGCUACUCGCGCAAG
This is a messenger RNA of Balearica regulorum gibbericeps (East African grey crowned-crane), 759 nucleotides long. Lineage: Eukaryota; Metazoa; Chordata; Aves; Gruiformes; Gruidae. The record is from RefSeq and is a predicted model, not a curated record.